AUGGAGCCUACACAGAGAGUCUGCCGAAUUUGCUUGGAAGUCAUCAAGAAAGGCCUACCCUGUUCCGUAUUGAGAAGUGACGAUGGCCUCCUGGAGGACCUACAAAUGAUAUCACCACUUACUUUCAAAAAUCUGCAUUUAACAGGGGAACCUAAAAUAUGCGAGAAAUGCAAAGCUACAGUACGAGAAUUGGGUAAUUUCAAAAGGGCAAUCGUCAGCAAUGAAGCGGAAUUGGAGGAAAACAAUUUCGUUUUCAUUGAUGUCGAGAAAAGUUGUAGAUUGUGUUUGCAGGAGUCUGAGAUUUUAACAUGUUGGAGAAAUGUCAAAGUUUCAUUUCUACAAACUGAACUUCCUAUAGUCCUCGACAUUGCAGACUCGAGCAAAAUUUGCUAUGGAUGCAAUCGCAAGAUAGAACAUUUGAUAGAUUUUUUGCAGAAGGCCGCUAACACCGAAGCGGUGAUUGUAUAUUGUACAAAAGAAACAUGGAAUGCAGAGAAAUUGAACAAACCUUCGCUAAAAACCUAUCAGAAUAGAGGAAUAAAAAUAAAUUAUAGUCCAGGUAGAAUUGCUGAUGUCAAACUCAAAAAAUACAGAAAAUAUCAAAAACUUACAAAAAUUACAAAACCGCGAGAAGUUUAUCCCGCUCACGCCCCUAAGAAGGAACCAACAUAUUUUGAGAUUGCUCCAUUUAAAAGUACUGAUGUUACUUUGGGUGAAACUGAUGAUUUCAUCAGUAACUUCACGGACUACAAUAUUUCAGACUUAGAAGGCCCCACAGUUGCAAUAUUGCCCCAGGAAGCAAUGGUUGCAGCCACGUCUUCUGAAAGUGGAAUGGUUGGCAGUUGUUCUUUUGAAAAUGUGAUCCAUUCAGAAUCAGAGGAACAAAAUAUAGGUACAACUUCAGAACUUGUCAAUGUUCAAGAACGCUCCAUAUUCGAAUUAUUGCCGGAAGAUGCAGAUGUUGACACUUGGUCAUUUGACAAAACGACUGUUGAAACUGAAGCUGCGCAAAGAAAGCGGAAUUGGACCAAACUGCGAAAACGCUUAAAACUUAUCAGAAUAGAAGAUUUAAUGAUAGGCCAGCUAGAAUUACUGAUGUCACUUUGGAUACAAUUUAUAACCUCCCAGAAAAUGACAAAAGCUUAUGGGAAUUACGACAACGCCAAAAACUUAUCAGAAGAGCGGAUCAUUCGAUUAUGGGUCCAUUCAGAAAAAUUGAUGUCACUUUGGGAUUUGGAUGAAGCUCAUAAUUUCGUCAAUAAUUUCACAACGCGUAAAGUUGGAACAGUAAACGAAAUUAACAAUGAGAGAGGAACGGAAAUUGAAAAAAUGAAAGAGGAAACUGACGAAAAUAUAAGUACAACACCGGAACUUUUGAAUAUUCUAGAACGCUCCACAUUUGAAUAA
Messenger RNA from Ceutorhynchus assimilis (cabbage seed weevil), 1407 nucleotides. The record is from the annotation of a GenBank genome assembly. Lineage: Eukaryota; Metazoa; Arthropoda; Insecta; Coleoptera; Curculionidae.